Messenger RNA from Schistocerca piceifrons (Central American locust), 1007 nucleotides. RefSeq names its product protein UXT homolog (gene Uxt). Gene Ontology annotation, biological process: negative regulation of transcription by RNA polymerase II. The coding region runs from base 422 to 922 and encodes 166 amino acids. The transcript has 3 exons. The record is from RefSeq and is a predicted model, not a curated record. Lineage: Eukaryota; Metazoa; Arthropoda; Insecta; Orthoptera; Acrididae. Gene Ontology annotation, molecular function: transcription corepressor activity.
GAAAACGUCUCAUUAACAUAUCAAUAUUUAAGUCCCCUCAUGUAAAAUGAUCAGAGGAUAGAAUAAAACAAUCAGAGAAUAGCAUCGAAAUAUAAACAGUAAUUGAACCGUUGCUUUCACAUGAUGUGGAGUAGACUAUCGUAAUGGCUAUGAAUGUGGUUACUUUAUUGUCGGUAUCUACGAGUCUGGUCACCGGGGUGACCCAAAGGUAGCAGUUGCGUAAUCGACUAUGAAUACAGUCGGUAAAUAGACUUUUUGGAAUUUGUAAAUACGAUUGCAAAACACGCAGCAUGCUUUUAUACGACAUGCAGUGAAGGUACGAACAACAGCAACGGCACCCAGAGCAUCAGCCACAGCAGCUUCCUGGAACCAAGAGGCUGGAGAAUUGUGCAUUGCAAUCAGUUAGAAGAAUAAUAUCUAUAUGCAUUUAAAAGAGCUCUUCUGCCCAAACACACACCCUGCAAAAAUGCAAUUUGAAAGUGAUUUACAGCUACCAGAGAAAGUGCUAAAAUACGAAGCAUUCAUAAAUGAUGUUCUUAAAGAAGACCUGAAGAAAGUGCAUGCACGGCAAGAUCAUGUUACCACAGAAAUAGCUGAAUAUAUUCAGCUUAAGAACACUAUUCAAACACUGAAAGAGGCUGACAUGGUUAAGGAUGGAUUUAAGGCGAAAAUGAAUUUGGGAUGCAACUUUUAUGUGCAAGCAAAUGUAUCUGAUCCAAAAACUAUGUUCAUAGAUAUUGGUUUGGGACAUUAUUUGGAAUUUACACUGGAUGAAGCUCAAAAAUUUAUUGACAGAAGAUUGGAAUUGCUGUGUCAACAAAGCAACAAACUGAAGAAAGAUAGUGCUCAAACCAAAGCAAUGAUUAAAAUGGUGCUUGGAGGUCUGCAUCAACUCCAGUCAGAGAGUGGAAGUGCAAAGUAACAUUGUUACUACAUGGCCUGUUACAGAUUGACUUUUAACUUAUUGUGGUAUACUUUUGUACAAUUAUAUUAUUUUACUUGAUUAA